Molecule: messenger RNA, 2371 nt
Organism: Sinocyclocheilus rhinocerous
Lineage: Eukaryota; Metazoa; Chordata; Actinopteri; Cypriniformes; Cyprinidae
Product: tumor suppressor candidate 5 homolog
Exons: 3
Coding region: 216-737 (173 amino acids)
Cellular component (GO): membrane
Source: RefSeq, a predicted model, not a curated record
UUAAUUAGUUUUAAAAAACUGCGAGGAAAGAAAUCUGGACAUAUUUUUUCUACGUUGAAAGUCACAUUAACCGUAUGAAUACAAUCAAACGCGUCAUUUGAAGUUGAAAAAUCGUAAACAAUGGGAAAUUAGCCUCGUCUGACAACUUUGAUAAUAUUUCAUAUCCACCAAAAGUUUUUUUUUCCUUUCAGAAACAUUAACUUUGGAUUUCCACAAUGGCAAUAAACACAGAUACGGAGUUUGCGAAAUCGAAUCUGGGGGAGAGCGGCGCAACGCAACCAGCCGAGACCGAGAAACUCCUCGUGACCACCGAGCCCACCGGGGUGAAGACUUCCAGCUCCUUCACGGUCAGUGUCGGGGGUGACAAGGCUCUCGACGGGGACCAGAACGGCCACAGUCUGCCGCUGAGAUCCGGAUCAGCGGGGCAGCUCGGGUCGGCUCCUCUCUCCCCGUCCAGAGUGAGCCUGAGCCGCACUUCUUCGACCGGUAAUGCCGCCCAAGAGCAGCAGAAACCCAAAGACUACCUCAUACUGGUCAUUUUGUCCUGCUUUUGUCCCGUGUGGCCACUAAGCAUCGUUGCAUUGGCCUAUUCAAUUAUGUCCAGAAACAGUCUACAGCAGGGGGACAUGGAUGGGGCUAGACGCCUGGGACGCUUGGCUCGCCUGCUUAGCAUUGUGGCCAUCAUCGUGGGCCUCCUUAGCAUCAUAAUCUAUGUGGUGGUUGCAGUAACUGGAUAGAGGGCAUAGUAAGGACGAGAAACCCAUCUACAACACUACUGCAAACAAAAUAAAAACCUCACCCAUGAUGUAAUUAAAAUAAGAUCUCUCUCUUAACAAUAAUGCCACACAAGUUAAGAUAAAAAGAAACGAGGACUGUAGCAAUUAAAUAAGAUAGCUAAAAUGCAUGCAGUAGGUUAAGCAUGCUCAGUGAAAAAAAAUCCCAUAUGUUAAAAAGAACGGUGAUGGCUUGCAUUAUGUAAAUGAGAAACAUUGCUGUUUCGGCAAGAACUCGCCUGAGGAUGACACAAAGGACAAGGGGACUUUUUUUUCAAAGAUGGGUGUUUGAAAACACGGCUACGCCUGGCAAGCUGCAUUUUAACCUUAUAUUACUCCUGGUUGAUCUUGCAUUUGAAAAUUAUGCACAGAAAUAUUUGCAACAUAACUACUGAUGUAUGUUUUAUAAAAAGAUUUAUAAGUGGAGUUUAAGAGGCGGGAAUGAACUAGGGAUGACAAGACUGUAAGAAAUGGUAAUUGGGGUUGGAGAUUUCAUUUUUAUUUAUUUUGUAUGUUUUGAUUAUUAAAAAAUGACCAAAAUGACCACACGCAUGCCUGAUCCUGUAUGUGAAUAACUAUCAGCAUUUUUCAUUACUAUGUUUUUUAUCUGUAAGAGUAGAGGGUAUUUAAAGAUGGGAAUGUACAUCAUUGUCCAGUGUAUCAAAUGCUAUAUUCUCUCAACGGCACAAUGUUCAUGGAGAGCUCUGCCUUUAGCCAUGAGGUUCCACUACACGUUCCAUACUAGUAUAGAUUCUCUCAGAGAGGUAAGACUGUAUCGUUACGCAUGCCAGCCCUCUCUUCCCUGACAAAAACUGCUGGAGCAUGGACAUUCUUCUAGAGGCAUGCAACGGCCAGCACCAUUCUGUGCCAAGACCUUUAUAUCAGUAUGCUAAACAAAUCACAGGACUAUUCAUCUUUACCUGGGGUUCUUUCCAGGACAGAAUGCCAGUUUUCCUGUCAUAAAUCUCCCUACUUAUCCCUUAUUAAUAUGAGAUAUAUAUAUCAAUAUAUUUAUAGAAAUAUUUAGGCAUGCUGUGGGUGGACAAAACAUUAAUUUUUUUUUAAUCUUCACCUAGAAUGAGCUUAUGUGUACGGGACUUUGCUUUGAUGCAUCUCAGUGUUUAUUGCAUCUCUGAUCUGCUGAUAUUAAUAUGUGAAAAUUACAGAUUGUAAAAUCGGAGGUACAGAUACAUAACAGCACUUAUCUGGCUAGUUAGUUAGACCGAGUGACGGUUUCACCGAAUGUUUCACAGCUCAGUCUAUUGAUCUGCUUCAUUCAUACUGAAUUAAGUAUUUCACUGCCCUGUCAUAGAUUUCAAAGCACUUUAUCACUUACUUUUCAUCAAUAUUCUCAUGUCCUGUCAAUAUGUUUUGAAUGCUAAAAGUACGACUUUCAUGUAUAAUCUCCUAAAAAUAAACUGUUAGUACCUAAACACCUUAAGAUGAGCAUUUCAUUUAUAGGCAUUAUGCUGAAUAAUGUACUGUUUUGUGAAUUCAUGUGAUCGAAUGCUCUUUUUUUCUGCUUCUCAUGACUCUUUUGUUCACUAUAAGCAAUUAUGUUACUGUGUUGUUCAUAAAACCCAUUAUGCCAAUAUGAA